This is a messenger RNA of Capra hircus (goat), 3505 nucleotides long. It is a transcript of the gene TRIM4, whose product is annotated as tripartite motif containing 4. The record is from RefSeq and is a predicted model, not a curated record. The transcript has 6 exons. Gene Ontology annotation, molecular function: protein binding; zinc ion binding. Lineage: Eukaryota; Metazoa; Chordata; Mammalia; Artiodactyla; Bovidae. Bases 858 to 2285 code for a protein of 475 amino acids.
AAUCAGGGUGGUAGGGUGAUCAGAUGGCUCCCCACUAGGUCGUGGGGGCUAAAUAUUCCCUUUCCUGCUCGCCUCCCAGAAAGCUGGCUCUCCAGUCGGCCCAGGAGACUCCAGGAGAGUUGAGCUUUGAGUGGGUGGGUUUUGUGGGAGUAGCGAGAAAUCCUGCCUUUUGAGCAUCUCAACUAGACCUCGGGGUUGGAGGUCAAGAGCGGGUUCCUUCCCUGUGUCUGUGUUUCUGUACGUCUGUCUUUGUAUUGACAGAAUGAAGCUGAACAAAAAAGGACAACUUCAGAAAAAGCCAGCCUGUGGGGCAGGGCGCCUCCUUAGCCCCAUUUCCAGCGGGGCUGCACAGACGCCCCCAGCCCCAGGUCCUCCGCCUGGCCCGCCACGCCGCUAGGGUGUACCUCGCCCUGAAUGCCCUUCUGGGCAGCAGCUAGCCUAGGAUUCUAGACCCUAAAUCUUCUGGGAGCAGCCGGCGAACCGGAAGGACAAGUUCAUUAGCGCCUCCCAGUUUGGUUCCACCAGCAGCAGCUGCAGGGGCGGUAGCACCACCAUCCUCCCGCGCGCCCCGCAAACCGACGCGCCUCGAAGCGUCUCUAGGCUUCCCGGGGGACUUCCGCAUCGCUCUUGUUGGUCCCGUCGCAGCCCGCCGUCCUGUCACUUCCCGCCGGCCGUCUUCGUGCGGAAACCCGGCCGUUCGCGCGCUCGGGAGCGCGCGGAAAGGGCCGCCGUCCCCGCGCAGCCCCGCAGCCCCGCGCCCCCGCUGGAUCGCGAACCCCGGAGGAGAUUCGGCGGCCGCGGGUCCGAAGGCCGCCGCCCGCCGCCCGCAGGCGUCUCAUCCGGGACAGAGGGGCGGCAUGGAGGCCGAGGACUUCCAGGAGGAGCUGACCUGCGCCAUCUGCCUGGACUAUUUCGCGGACCCGGUGUCCAUCGAGUGCGGCCACAACUUCUGCCGCGGCUGCCUGUGCCGCACUUGGGCGCCGGGCGGCAGCCCCGUCCGCUGCCCCGAGUGUCGGCGGCCGUCGGCGCCCGCCUCGAUGAGGCCCAACUGGGCCCUGGCCCGGCUGACCGAGAGGAUGCGGCGCCGGCGCCUGGGCCCCGUGCCCGCGGGCCUGUGCGGCCGCCACUGGGAGCCGCUGCGGCUUUUCUGCGAGGAUGAUCAGCGGCUCGUGUGCUUGGUGUGCAGGGAGUCGCAGGAGCACCAGGCCCACACCAUGGCCCCAGCCGACGAGGCCUGCAAGAGCUACCGGGAGAAACUUCUGAAGACUCAGUCUAGUCUGACAGCCAAGAUGAAGAAAGUCAUACAUUUUCAGGACAUGGAAGUGAAGAAUGCUGCAGAGUGGAAGGAGAAGAUGAAGAAUCAGCGGAUGAGAGUCAUCGCAGAGUUUGCAAAGCUGCACGUCCUCCUGACUGAAGAAGAGCAAUUGUUUCUUCAGGGACUGAGGCAGGAAGAAGAGGAGACAAAGAAAAGGCAAAGUGAGAACAUAUCUAGGCUCAACCAAAUGAUCACUUCUUUGAAGAAGCUCAUCCUGGAGGUGAAGGAGAAGAGCCAGAGCUCCACCCUGGAGCUGCUCCAGAAUCCAGCAGAGGUGUUGACCAGGUGUGAGAAUCAGGACGUGAGCUAUUCCUCUGAAGACCUCACGGUGAAGACUGUGUGCCGGCUUCCGAUGAUGAAGGAGAUGCUGAAGCGAUUCCAAGUGGCUGUAACUCUGGCUGAGGACACCGCUCAUUCCAAACUUGUCUUCUCCCAGGAAGGGAGAUACGUGAAAAACGGGGCAUCAGCCAGUUCUUGGCCACUGUUUUUUACAGCAUGGAGCUACGCCACCGGAUGGAGGAAUCCGCAGAGGACCACAGGCUUUGUGGAGCGAUUUCAGCACUUACCCUGCGUUUUGGGGAAAAAUGUUUUCACUUCAGGGAGACAUUACUGGGAAGUUGAGAACCGAGGCAGCCUGGAGGUGGCGGCGGGGGUGUGUCGGGAGGACAUCAUGGGGACCCCUGGUGGCUCCACAAUGUGCCCCAAGGCGGGAAUCUGGGCUGUUUGCUGGAGUUCUGCUGGCUGCCGGCCCCUGUCAGGCACCUCCGUGAGUCCUAGCAAGCGAGAGCCAGCUCUCCAGCGGGUGGGAGUUUUCCUGGAUCACGGGGCUGGGGAGGUCUCCUUCUACAACGCCGUGGAUGGGGAGCACCUGCACACGUUCCCCUGCUCGUCCAGCUCGCACCUCCGGCCGUUUUUCUGGUUGAGUCCAUUAGCAUCUGUAGUCAUCCCCCCAGUGACUGGUGGGAAAUGAGGUGAUUCUCUUCGCCUUGUACCCCAGGCUGGGGACACUCAUUGCUUGGCCCUCAUCUUUGACUUCACGCGUUUCCAUCCUGGGUGGUUCAUUCAGAUGGCAGCCUCAUGUUCUGUUCAGCCCCUGCAUGUCCUGUGUGUAGGCAGAUGUGGAAGACCCCGUGGGGUACCUUUCCGGUAGCCGCUUUGAGCACUUUUCCCUCCCUCUCUUCUGCUUCUUCCUAAUUGAACUGUUCGGGAUGUGCACUCCAAGUGCUCCAGGAGAGGCAGGCCCAUGGGAGGGAAUCCUGGCCAGUGAGGUCGGGUGAGAAAUCCCCCAGGGUGCUUCUGGGGAAAGUUCUUUAGCUUUUAGAAAGAGAUGUUUGGGAAGACAUAGCUCAUCCGGCAUCAGCAGCUGUACUGGAGUAAGAGGAGCAUGGUAACCGUGGACUUGGAAGGAGAAAUGUGGUCUUUGUUGGCUUCAUGAAGCAGCUGGAAUCUCCCGAAUCCUGAAUUUCUUGUUAUAUGGGACUGUUGCUCCUUGUGUGAGGCAGUUUCAGUUGCGUUUUGGUCAUUUGCAGGCUGACGUGUCCUAACCAGUGCUUACAUAGCGAGGAUAUCCCACAGUGUAGGUUUAUCUCACUUUUUUGCCAAAAUUUGAUAGAUUUAUAGACUCUCUUUCUGUUCAGUCAUGUACUUCCUUUUCUUUCCAGUAAGUGCCGGUAUCUCGCCUUCUCCUGGAUUGGAAAACUGAGGCAGCUUGCCCCUCCUCUGCCUGGGCUGUCUCUUCACCCAGCCAUGUCUCUGCCUCCAAGCGUUCACUGUGCUUUCCCUUUGUCAGAUUCGUAUACUGUGUGCACAAGGUUGUUAACAUCAUCUGGCAAAUGUUGGGAAACACUUGUUAAGUAUUUGCGCUGGGCUAACCUCACUCCAGUACUCUUGCCUGGAAAAUCCCAUGGACGGAGGAGCCUGGUGGGCUGCAGUCCAUGGGGUCGCGACUGAGCCACUUCACUUUCUCUUUCAUGCAUUGGAGAAGGAAAUGGCAACCCACGCCAGUGUUCUUGCCUGGAGAAUCGCUGGGACGGUGGAGCCUGGUGCGCUGUCUUCUACAGGGUUGCACAGAGUCGGACACGACUGAAGCGACAUAGCAGCCCAGCAGCAGCCUUUUCACGUAAUGCCCCCAUGUGACUUUCACAGCAGAGAUGGAAAAUUAAAAGUACUGCUAAUAACCACUGCUAUUAA